CCGAGCUCCCCCGAGCCCCCCCAGCGGCCGCCGGCGCGGGAGGCCAUGGCGACGGCCACUCAGCAGAAGGAGAACACGCUGCUGCACCUCUUCGCCGGCGGGUGUGGGGGCACUGUGGGUGCUAUUUUCACCUGUCCUCUAGAAGUCAUUAAGACAAGGCUUCAGUCCUCAAAAUUAGCCCUCCGAACUGUCUACUACCCUCAAGUCCAACUAGGGACCAUCAGUGGAGCGGGAAUGGUCAGACCAACAUCUGUGACACCCGGACUUUUACAAGUUCUGAAGUCAAUCCUGGAGAAGGAGGGACCACGGUCACUCUUUCGUGGCUUGGGGCCAAAUUUGGUUGGAGUUGCACCAUCAAGGGCUGUCUACUUUGCAUGUUAUUCCAAAGCCAAGGAGCAAUUUAAUGGCAUUUUUGUGCCUAAUAGCAAUAUUGUGCACAUUUUCUCAGCUGGCUCUGCAGCCUUUAUCACAAAUUCCCUAAUGAACCCGAUAUGGAUGGUUAAAACCAGGAUGCAGUUGGAACGGAGAGUAAGGGGUUCAAAGCAGAUGAAUACGCUCCAAUGUGCACGCUAUGUUUACCAGACAGAAGGCAUUCGUGGAUUUUAUAGAGGUCUAACUGCCUCGUAUGCGGGAAUUUCCGAAACCAUAAUCUGUUUUGCCAUUUAUGAGAGUUUAAAGAAGUACCUGAAAAACGUCCAGUUGACUCCUGCAACAAAUGGGACCGAAAGAAAUCGAAACUCCACAAAUUUUUUUGGACUUAUGGCUGCUGCUGCUAUUUCCAAGGGAUGUGCCUCCUGCAUUGCUUAUCCACAUGAGGUCAUAAGGACACGACUGCGGGAGGAAGGCACUAAGUACAAGGCUUUCAUUCAGACAGCGCGCCUGGUGGCUCGUGAAGAAGGUUAUCUUGCCUUCUAUCGAGGACUCUUCGCCCAGCUCAUCAGGCAGAUACCAAACACUGCCAUCGUGUUGUCCACCUACGAGCUCAUCGUGUACCUGUUAGAAGAUCACGCUAAGUAACGGGACAGGGAGUGUACUCUAGAAAAACAAAAUGAAAACUCUGGCAGAGCAGUUUCUUCAUUGAUGAUUGGAACUUAAGAGACAGCUGCAGGAUCGGCCCUCCCGUCUGUGGCUUUUCUCACCUGCUGGACAUUUCCUUUUGGAUUCAUGCUUUCUGGAAGGUUUCAAUUCAUUAACGUUAAUAGUUAAUUAUCUUUUUUUAACUUAAAGACUAUUCAGAAUUAAGCAGCUACUAAAUUAAAUCAUGCUAUUUAAUUUAAGGUUAAACUUGUUCUGUGUCCUCUUUAUGUUCAUUGUACUGUCAUGUUAAUAAUAUUUAGUCAGGGAACUCGAGUACUUUCCUAAAAUGUGUCUCAGAGAUAUUCAUUAAAAUGGUAAGGCUAACGGAAAACUGACUUUUGCUCUUGACUAGAUAGAGCCAUGGGCUCCUGGUGUCAAAAGCAUCACUUUCCAGUCAUGGUGGGCCCCAACAGGCAUGAUGUUAUUUUUCUCCACAGUACUGUACAAAUGCUUCUAACUUCUGAGCACAAAAGGUGUAGCUUUCUGGUCGUAUAAUUCAGAGUAUACACAGACAUUCUUAGAAAUGGUUGUACUCUUCUGUCACCUCCAAUUAAAAAAAAUACGAAGCUUCCUGGCUGCUAGUCCCAUUUAAAGUCUCCUUAGACUCCCUCUGACCUCUCUCCACUCCCCCCAACCCUCCAUUCCCCCCCCCACCCCCAACACACACACAUACACACUAGUGACCCACUGGCUGUGAAGUAAAGUUUCAUUGAAAUAAAAUACCAUUAAGGCA
Ornithorhynchus anatinus (platypus) is the source of this 1810-nucleotide messenger RNA. RefSeq names its product solute carrier family 25 member 33 (gene SLC25A33). The coding region runs from base 46 to 1017 and encodes 323 amino acids. Lineage: Eukaryota; Metazoa; Chordata; Mammalia; Monotremata; Ornithorhynchidae. Gene Ontology annotation, biological process: pyrimidine nucleotide import into mitochondrion. The record is from RefSeq and is a predicted model, not a curated record. The transcript has 7 exons. Gene Ontology annotation, molecular function: pyrimidine nucleotide transmembrane transporter activity. Gene Ontology annotation, cellular component: mitochondrion.